UCUUCACUUCGGAAGUUGAUCAUGACGACAGCAAAGCUGCUGCAUCUCGUUGCUGCUGCAUUUUUAGUAAGUGUUGUUUUCCAUUCCAGGGAAAGUUCUGCGGAGCCUCUUUGCACGGUAAAGUUGAACGAUCGUAGCGCCGGAUUUGGAAUAUUGAACCACACAUUCAACGAGGUGCCUUUUUGUGCUUUUUUGGGUGUCCGAUAUGCGGAACCACCGGUGGGAGCUUUGCGAUUCAAGGAUGCAGUAUUAUUUCAACCAAGUUUGGAUCAGAACUACACUUCUCUCGGAUCGAUAUGUCCCCAGGAAGAUAAUUAUCGAGAGCCCAAAGACGUUUUGGGAGAUGAAGAUUGUCUUGUUAUGAAUAUUUACUCUCCCAUGUCACCAAACAGCAUUGGAAGCACCAAUAACAAGUAUCACGUAAUAGUAUUCAUUCACGGAGGAUCAUUCAUGACAGGUUCUUCUUCUGCAAACGUUGGUUAUGGUGUUGAUUUGCUUAUUGAACAGGGUCUCCUAAUAGUGAGCAUAAACUAUCGUCUCUCUGCACUUGGAUUUUUGUAUUACCCGGAGUUCAAUGUAAAAGGAAAUUUCGGUCUCAAGGAUCAAACGACAGCUUUGCGGUGGAUUCAGAUGCAUAUUCAUGCUUUCGGAGGAGAUCCUCAAAGGGUUACCCUGAUGGGUCAGAGUGCUGGUUCAGCAUCCGUGUCCUAUCACCUGUACAUGGAGGCAUCACGUGGUCUCUUCCAUGGUGUCAUCUUGCUUAGUGGCUCGAUGCUUAGCCCAUGGGCAUUUCUGUAUGGUCAAUCUUACUUCACAGAUAAUCUCAUAAAAAAACUGAACAUUUCAUCUCUAAGGGAUCUUCAAAAUGUUGAUGUCAAAAGCUUUUUUAUGCAUGAUUUCAACGUUUUUGAAUCUUUCAGUAUGUAUCAUCCAAGCUUUAUACCCACGUUUGAUACUUCAACACAAACGAAAAAUUUCUUAAAAGCAUUACCCCGUGAGCUAAUUCUCGAAACCCCUUUUAACGAAGUCCCCGUCAUGGUUGGUCAAACUUCUACCGAAUUCGAGCUGGUGUUGGUAUAUGCCAAUGACAUUCAAAUGGGUUUCAAUUACCCCAACAGCAAAAAUAUGUCCCUUCAUGAGAUGAUCCGUGUCUUAAUCUACAACAAAAACGAAUCCUCUCGGGAUCCGUUUUUCUUUCGAAAGUUGGCCAAUAUGGCCAAUAUUUACUACCCAAUCAAACAACUUACCAAAGCAUUGGCCAAAAACCUGAACAAAGCUCCCGUUUUCUCCUACCGAUUCGAGUUCGAUGGAAAGUUUGGGUUCUACAAGAACCAGCACUUCAAGGAUCGAGACUUCGAAAAACGUUACGGAGCUGUUCAUGGGGAUGAUUUGGGUUAUAUUUUUUCUCCUUACAAUGUUCAAGAAGCCUUGGCUAAUCCAGAAAAUUAUGAACGAGAAUGGAAAAUGCACAGGAAGAUGGUUGGAAUGGUUUCAAACUUCGUAAAAUAUGGGGAGCCAACUCCACCUAACAUCGCUGAGCAAUAUGAAGUCAUCUGGCCACCAUACAUCGGAAGUUCGACUGACGCAAAGUAUUUAAACUUUGAUGAUACGAUCGAGGUUAGAGACGAUGCAGAUCAAAUUUCGGAGCUUUAUCAGUUUUGGAACAUGAUCUAUCGGUGUCUUUUUUACUACGAGUGUGAAGAGGUAGACGCCAGCUACCAGGAGCUAUUCAACAAAACGGGCCAGUUCAUCAAAAAUGCUGCCACAAACUGGUACGACCAACAGAAAACAAACAAAUUGCAAGUGUCGAAAACACCGAGCAGCCACCUGACUCCAUUCGAUAUUUGUGAAUGGAAAAUUGCAACCGAAAGCUCCCAUACAUCUGAUCCUUCUUACUGGUACGGACUGGCUAGCUGGAAAGCGUUUGUUGCGGUUAACCAAAACCUGCCAGAACCACCUUCGAUCCAGAGUCAUAUCCCAUGUGCCAAAAAACGGGUUUUGGUGAUCUCGGCCAUAUGCAUAGUGUGGGCUACCCCAACGACGUCAACACCUGCGUUCCAUGAUUGCGGACGAAGAUUGAUAACGGAUCUGGCAUUAGUUUGCUCAUCUGCCCUGAUAGAAAUGGACGCAUUUAUUCUCGUAAUCUUAUGCGCUUUCCUGGCUAACGAUAGAACUUUAGCGUUCAGCGUUUGUAAGGUUUUCUUCAAUGAAGCUGUUUCCAGUACUGGGACUUACGAUGUAACCUUCAAUGAUACUCCUUUUUGUAAAUACCUCGGCUUUCGGUACGCUCAACCUCCUGUUGGAGAAAACCGAUUCCAGGAUCCUAUAGGACUACACCCAAGCGGACAUCAGGAUCACACUGUCUAUGGACCGAUUUGCCCUCAGAUAGAUGAUCACUACCCAUUGACUUGGGGUCAACCGACCGAUGAAGAUUGUUUGUUUCUGAACAUCUACACUCCGAGCAUCCCUAACCUGAACGGAACCAAGUUUCCUGUUCUCGUAUUCAUUCACGGAGGUGGCUUCAAUGUGGGAUCUUCGACAAGUGAUCUCCCUGGAGUGGAUGCAAUGAUCGAUUCAGGAAUCGUUGUAGUGACCAUGAAUUACCGUUUGUCAGUUCAAGGAUUCCUGUCGUACCCACCUUUCAAUGUUUCCGGAAAUUUUGGACUCAAAGAUCAACAGGUGGCACUGCAUUGGGUGAAUCAAUUCAUCGAAAACUAUGGUGGAGAUCCUACGAAAAUUACGCUCAUGGGCCAUAGUGCAGGAGCUGCAUCUGUCACAUAUCAUAUGUAUUCAACAGGUUCCAGAGGUCUCUUUCAGCAAGCCGUGGUAGAGGCAGGAUCGAUGCUUGCUCCUUGGGCAUUCCACUACUCAAAUAAUCUGUUUCACAACGAAUACGUACAUUCUUUAGGCGUUUCUUCCUUAAGGGAGCUUCAAAGUAUUAACUACCAGAAACUGUUCAACCGCAAAGCAACGCAACGCAGUAGAAAGUUUGCUCUUUUUAAUUUACCACAUUUUGUACCAGUCAUGGAGAAUGGCAUCAAUGGAAAUCAUUUUCUCUCCAGAACACCAGUUCAACUAGUUACAACCAAACCAAUUUCCGACGUUCCAUUGCUUAUUGGUCGCACUUCAAUGGAAUUCGGUUUAUACUUCCCGCCAGCACAGAAAUUCAAAAUGGGUGAAGUAUUUCCCAAUUUCAAUGAUAAAAAGCGGCUACAGUCCAUAGAAGACAAAAUCAACCAAGAAAUGAAACGUUCCAGCGACCCCAAAUUUUUAAGGAAAUUCGCAAAUCUUGCUUACAUGCACAGCCCUCUCGAUAUGUUUGGAGCAAUGUUGGCAUCCAGGGAAGAUCGCCGUUCUCCGAUGUAUAAAUUGAGAUUCGAGUUUGAUGGCAGAUUUGGUGCGUACAAAAAUAACUUCAAUAAGGUUUAUUUGGAUGACGAAAGCUAUGGAGCAGUUCAUGGCGAUGAGCUGGGAUACUUCUUUACGCCUUAUAAUAUGCAGGAAGCUUUGCGCAAUCGCACUCAGUUUGAAGACGAGUGGGCUGUUUAUGGAAGGAUGUCCCGGUACUUGGCGAAUUUUGUCAAACAUGGAAAUCCAACCCCUUCAACUAUUGCAAAUGAUUUGGAUUGGCCAAUGUAUAACGCUCGUGUUGCAAAUCGUCAGUACGUUAAUGUUGAUCUGGGUGAUUCUAUCAGAGAGGAAGACGAUGACGAUCCGAUGAAGCAGCUCUGGGAAAAAGUUUUCAGUUGUCUUUAUUUUUUUCAAUGUGAUUUACUUUAGCAAUCGCUCAUCUAGA
Uranotaenia lowii is the source of this 3796-nucleotide messenger RNA. RefSeq lists its product as uncharacterized. The transcript is spliced from 10 exons. The record is from RefSeq and is a predicted model, not a curated record. The coding region runs from base 22 to 3780 and encodes 1252 amino acids. Gene Ontology annotation, molecular function: hydrolase activity. Lineage: Eukaryota; Metazoa; Arthropoda; Insecta; Diptera; Culicidae.